Drosophila grimshawi is the source of this 496-nucleotide messenger RNA. RefSeq lists its product as uncharacterized. Bases 244 to 495 code for a protein of 83 amino acids. The record is from RefSeq and is a predicted model, not a curated record. The transcript is spliced from 2 exons. Lineage: Eukaryota; Metazoa; Arthropoda; Insecta; Diptera; Drosophilidae.
CAUACCAACAUGUUGGCACGUGCCGAUCUUUAGCAUGAUUUGGCUAUGCCAAUCAACACUGCAGAAAGAGAUGAGCAAAAAGAAAAAACAAACGAGUUCUUUGCAAAUUUGCGUUGGGUCUGUUUACUUGGGGGCCACUUUGGCAAACAUUUUUACUAUAAAAUGGCACUUGAGGUGCUCUAACAGCAACAGUCGCUCAUCAGCUUUAAUCCGAGUAGCAAAUCUAAAACCAAACUUCCAAAAAUGUUCCGAAUUAUUGUCAUCUUCGCCCUGGCUACUAUUGCUGCUGCUGCGCCUGGUUACGUGCCACAAUAUGUGGCUGCACCCGUUGUUGUGAAGCAGGUGGUACCCGUCGUGCACCAUGCCUAUGUGGCUCCAGUUGUCGUGAAGCAUGUGGUUCCCGUUGUGCACCAUAAGACCGUCAUCACUCCGGUGGUGAAACAUGUUGCAGUUGCCCCUGUUGCUCACGUCUACCAUAAGCAUCCAUUCUACUAAU